Messenger RNA from Corapipo altera (White-ruffed manakin), 423 nucleotides. RefSeq names its product zinc finger protein 664-like. The record is from RefSeq and is a predicted model, not a curated record. Bases 1 to 423 code for a protein of 140 amino acids. Lineage: Eukaryota; Metazoa; Chordata; Aves; Passeriformes; Pipridae. The transcript has a single exon.
AUGUGUGGGGAAUGUGGGUGUGGGGAGUGUGGGAAGAGCUUCAACUGCAGCUUCAACCUCCUUACCCACCAGCACAUCCACACUGGGGGACGGCCCUAUGAGUGUGUGGAAUGUGGGAAGAGCUUCAACUGCAGAUCCAACCUGAUCCGACACAAGCACAUCCCCACUGGGGAACGGCCCUACAAGUGCUUGGAAUGUGGGAAGAGGUUUCAGAGCAGCUCAGAUCUCCUCCUACACCAGCAGACACACACGGAUAAGAGGCCCUUCCGCUGCACCGACUGCGGGAAGGGCUUCAGCCAGAACAACAAUCUAGUCAGUCACCAGCGCAUCCACACCAGGGAGAGGCCCUACAAGUGUGAGGAGUGUGGGAAGAGCUUCACUCACAGCUCUGGCUUGACCCAACACCAAUGGACCCACCAGUAA